AUUUGAGAUCUCGUUUUGCUUUAGAUCACGUGGUCAAAUAAAUUAAAGAUGGCGGACCCCAAAUACGCAAAUUUACCGGGGAUCGAUACCCAACCAGACGUAUAUGAGACCACUGACCUGCCAGAGGAUGACCAACAACAAGAAGUGGAGGAGCUUAAAAGUGAGAGUGUCGAGCAGCUAAGUGUGGACCCAAACACGGCCUUCGGCAAAUUCAAGGACAAGAAGUUAGUGAGUGGAAAAAUAGAUUUUUCUGAUCGAGUGAGCCACUCCAGAAGAACAGGUUAUUACGUGCCCAGAACAGAGUAUGAAAUUCUGGAGGAAGGGACCGAAGUCAAGGAGACUCCGGUGCAAAAAUUCCAGCGUCUUCAGCAUGAGAUCAGAGAGCUUUCAGACGAAGUGGAACAACUCAAACAAACAGCGGAGGACUCCAAAUCGCCGAGUGUGACGUCAAUCUCCUUGAUCCAGCAGGUGGGUGUGCUACAGGAGCAGCUAUAUGGCCUACACCUGGAGAAGAUUCUGGGCUCAGAUGCUAUGAUAGAAGCAGCUGACCCACAGGGAACGCUACCAAAGAAGUUAGUCAGCCAGCUGGAGGCUUACAAGAAUCUCAGUGUGCAAUCGUCAGGGAAAUCCCCUGCCAAGUCGGACCAGAAGGCCCAAGACGGCUGCAUCACAUACGAGCUGCACUACAACCCAGAACAGGCCAAGUUUGCCCAACUCUCCAAGGCAUCAGAGUUGGAACAAAGACUAGCAAGACUAGAGGCCGUCAUUGGGCAAGACCCGCAAAAACUUUCUUUCCUGACAGCAGACACAAGCUCCAAGUGUCUUACGGAAGCAGUAACCCAGUUGCAGGCUCAGAUCAGCCUGCUGGAUCCCAUCCAGCUGGAUCACGCUGAUGCCCGCAUCCAGGGACUCCUACAGCAUCUCAGUCAGGUCAAGGAGAAGAAGAAGACGGCAGAGGAUGCAGGCAAGGAGAGUAAGAUCUCGGAGUUGUAUGACAUGGUGGAGAAGUGGGACGGUAUUGCAGACACAGUGCCUGCUGUCGUAGAACGACUACAAGCCCUGAAAGAUCUGCAUGAGCAAGCCCUACAGUUCAGUCAAGCCCUUAGUCAUCUGGACACUGCUCAACAGCACCUGACUACAAACCUGAAUGGCCAAGACACCCUGUUGAAAGAGCUGCAGGGGUCCUUUGCAGCCAACAUGGCCUGCAUCCAGGCCAACUGUCAGUCUCUGGAAGAACGUAUGAAGAAAUUCCAGAAGUAAAAGUCUAUCAAGAGAUAUUUGACUAUUUAUUGCAGUAUAAAGAUUGUGCUCAUAUUGUCUAACUGUUCACUCUGGAUGAUUUCAAAACCUUUUUGUCACUGGUUUUAAAGAGUCUAUAUAAAAUAAUUUUUGUUCGUGAAAUGCAUCCUUGUUUUCAAUUUUCUCCACUUUUUGUCCAUACGAGUUUGCAUAUUCAUGAGCAAAACCGUGAUGUCAUUUAAGGCAGAGGCCGCAGUGUUACAGCUGCUGCAGCACCAACAAUAUGCCAUUGUUAGUGAACUCAUUGAAGAAGUCAUAAUAUGAGCACAAUCUGAAAUGUACAAGCCAAGUGUUGCCAUUUUGCUGUUAUUUUCCUUAUCAUGUAUUUAGGAAAACAUUGGGUCCAUCAUUUGAAUAUUUGAUAAAUUAUCUUGGGGCCCGUCUCGAUUCAUAUCUGGGACGAGUUCCAGACAAGUUGCAGGUAGAGUCAUUCACUUUGUCCGGAAGAUGCUCUGUACUUGUCCUGGACAUGUUCCGAGGAAAUUUUCAUUAGCAACUGCUUGACUCAUCCAUACUGAUAACUUCAUUGCGGGAAGAUUGCGGGGAAGUUGUUCAGAACCCUGCAACUUCUACCCGAUACAAUGUCCGCAACUUGUCCGGAACUCAUACUGCAUAUGAAUUGAGACGAGCCCUUAGUUACUGGUUUAAGUUUCUUUGAUUUGAAAUUUUAUUUCAUUUUGCAUUUUGCUAUUUCAUUUUUUUUUUUUUAAUGUUUGAAACAAAGCUCACAACAAUUUGAAUUUUAUCAGAAGACAAAACUGCAAAAUGGUAUUUUAAUGGUAUAAAUUUUGUCAUUUCUGGUCAUGCAAUUUUUACAUAAUUGAUUUUUGUUCAGGGCUUAAUAAUUUAUUUUCAGAAUUGAUUACUACUGAUCUUCCAAAUGUCAAGUUGUGCAUAAGUGGUUAGCAAUGAAUCAAUCAAACAGUAACUGUAGCUUCAUGUGAUUGUCAACAAGCUUGUAAAAUUAUGUAAAUUGCAUGAAUGAAAUGUGACUCAAUGGAACAGCCAUAUUAACGUGUAAAUAGUGUAGAUCCCUGUAUCCCAAGCCCCAGUCUUUGAUGUAAAACCCAUAUGCACAAAACUAGACUUAAGCGCAGAAAGUCUGUACUUCGUGUACGUGUAUACGCCUUCUCUGCAGUGGGUUAAGCAGUAACCAGCUUUUGUUUUUGUUUCACAUUUUCAAAUAAACUUCAUGUAUUAUUUGGGGCAAAGUGA
This is a messenger RNA of Patiria miniata (bat star), 2514 nucleotides long. It is a transcript of the gene dctn2, whose product is annotated as dynactin subunit 2-like. The transcript has 13 exons. Gene Ontology annotation, biological process: mitotic spindle organization. The record is from RefSeq and is a predicted model, not a curated record. Gene Ontology annotation, cellular component: cytoplasm; centrosome; dynactin complex. Bases 49 to 1260 code for a protein of 403 amino acids. Lineage: Eukaryota; Metazoa; Echinodermata; Asteroidea; Valvatida; Asterinidae.